Messenger RNA from Echinops telfairi (small Madagascar hedgehog), 1864 nucleotides. RefSeq names its product MAK16 homolog (gene MAK16). NCBI's taxonomy places the organism in Eukaryota, Metazoa, Chordata, Mammalia, Afrosoricida, Tenrecidae. The transcript has 10 exons. Gene Ontology annotation, cellular component: preribosome, large subunit precursor; nucleolus. Gene Ontology annotation, biological process: maturation of LSU-rRNA; maturation of 5.8S rRNA. The record is from RefSeq and is a predicted model, not a curated record. Bases 56 to 940 code for a protein of 294 amino acids.
UCCCCGGAAGAAGCAUGGUUAUUAGGCCAUCAGGCUACGCUGGAACACCGAUAUCAUGCAGUCAGACGACGUUAUCUGGGAUACAUUAGGAAACAAACAAUUCUGUUCCUUCAAAAUAAGAACCAAGACUCAGAGCUUUUGCAGAAAUGAGUACAGCCUGACUGGACUUUGUAAUCGGUCGUCCUGCCCCCUCGCAAACAGUCAGUAUGCUACUGUCAAAGAAGAGAAAGGACAGUGCUACUUGUAUAUGAAGGUUAUCGAACGAGCAGCCUUUCCUAGGCGUCUCUGGGAACGGGUCAGGCUCAAUAAGAACUAUGAGAAAGCACUGGAGCAAAUAGAUGAAAACCUAAUCUACUGGCCUCGCUUUAUCCGACACAAAUGCAAACAGAGAUUCACCAAGAUCACCCAGUACUUAAUUCGCAUUCGAAAACUUACAUUAAAGCGACAGAAGAAACUUGUUCCUUUGAGUAAGAAGGUGGAGAGGAGGGAAAAACGACGAGAGGAAAAGGCAUUAAUAGCUGCUCAGCUGGACAAUGCCAUUGAAAAGGAAUUACUGGAGAGACUGAAGCAAGAGACGUAUGGCGACAUCUACAACUUCCCCAUUCAUGCCUUCGACAAGGCCCUGGAACAGCAGGAUGCAGAGAACGACUCCUCCGAUGCUGAAGAGGAGGAGGAGGAUGAAGGUGUAGGAAAGAGAGAAUUCGUGGAAGACGAUGAAGUAGAUGAGAGUGACCUGAGUGACUUUGAGGAUAUGGAUAAGCUGAAUGCCAGCAGCGAUGAAGAACAGGAGGAUCAAUCUUCCAGUGAAGAAGAGAAGGCCCUCAAUGCUAAAGACAAAGGCAAAGCACCCUUGAAAGGACCUUUGCAGCGAAAACGAGCCUAUGUGGAGAUAGAGUAUGAGCAGGAGACAGAGCCCAUGGCCAAAGCCAAAGCCACGUGAUUUCUCUUCAUUUAGAAAUAGGACUGAACAUUUUUUAACGUUUCUCCUUUUGAUAUUUUAAACACAUAUUCACCUCCAGUUUUUUAUUAUGUUGUAUUUCACAUCAUACUUGUGUUCUCAAUAUUUAUGUCACUUCUUGGGGCAAGAAAUCUGGAAGUGGAAAGAAGCCUUAAAUUAUGAACAGAAUAUUUUUAUAGAAUUUUUGGCAUAUGUGGUGUUGUAACAGCUUGAGCCUAAGAAGCUUAACAGAUGAAUUCUUGGGGUGGGCAUGGAAUUAUUAUAAAUUUCAACCAUACACCCACCUUUGUUUCCAUUGUGCACGUGCAGGCGUGUUUCCCCAUCUGUGACAAGCUUUCAUUUAGAAAUGGCAGGACUUGAUUUUUCUUACCUUCAUUCCCCUUCGCCGAUGGAGGCAAAGGAAAUAAAAGAAAAUAUAACCAUGUUUAGUGUAAAAACGUUUUUCCAUAAAUAACCACUCAUACAAUAUGAGAUACAAAAAAAGCAAGCCCCUCUCCUGUGCCAGGAGCUGAGCCAGUACAAGCCUUGCCGAGUGUCAUCAGUGAGUGGCUCAGGAGGCCUGCUGCACAUUUCGGAUGCAGCUCACCACCAGCCUGUCUUCACAGCUUUGAGGGAUUUUGGCCAGCAGACCCUGAAACAUGAAGCCAAACGGUCUUUGGUUUGUUUUCAUGCGGUUUUCCUCUCUCCCUGGUACCUUGGUCUGUGUGUGAAUGGAUGACACCACGGCUGGUGCACAGAAUAAUCAAGCUGCUCCUUUAAGACCACCAGCAUGCUCAGAAAUGCCUUCCUGGUUCAUAACGGCAGCAGCGUAAUGCCAACCAAGGGCAAAGUAAGUUGGAUCCACGGCUUGACAACUCAAGGUUAGAGAACUUAGAUGAACUAAUAAAAUAAAACUAUGCUACUUUA